This is a messenger RNA of Symsagittifera roscoffensis, 2684 nucleotides long. RefSeq names its product solute carrier family 40 member 1-like. Gene Ontology annotation, molecular function: iron ion transmembrane transporter activity. Bases 312 to 2336 code for a protein of 674 amino acids. The transcript has 12 exons. Gene Ontology annotation, biological process: iron ion transmembrane transport. Gene Ontology annotation, cellular component: membrane. Lineage: Eukaryota; Metazoa; Xenacoelomorpha; Acoela; Convolutidae. The record is from RefSeq and is a predicted model, not a curated record.
GAUGUCAAGCCCACUCCUAGAUUGGGUCUUGAAAGGAAGUCUCAAAAUAGAGGCUUUCUAGUGCAAUGUUGUUUCUCUCGUGAAUCCCAAGUCCCAUCCAUGGUUAACAAAUUCUGCUUAAUUGAGCUAAUCUACUUAAUAGCGAGAUCAGUUUCGAGUUCCUUUGGAUGAAAGAGAUAUCAUUGUUUGUUUGUGUUUACGACUAGCUUUGUAAACUUCGAUGAGUUUGACAUUUGUGAAUUAUUUUACUUGACUUUGAAACCAAGGAUACUCGAUAGACAUCUGAAUUCGGUCACCAGGUGAGAGCAAUUAUGGACGAGACAUACAGAAGUACGACGGAGACGAUAAAAACGAAAAAAUCACGUCGAGAGAUAUUUCUGGGAAUCAAAUGGCAGCUUUACUACACUCACGCAUUGCAAGCAUGGGGUGACAGGUGGUGGGGUUUCUCUCUCGGUCUGUUCUUGGUGAUCCUCUCGCCGGACGAGGGAUCCCUCCGGGUCACUGCUCUCAACUCCAUCUCCAUAUCCAUCUCUCUUAUCCUUCUGCUACAUGUCAUCGGCUACUGGAUAGACCUCUCCAGGAGAUUACACGUGAUCCGAGUGACAGUUCUGGUGCAGAAUUUGUGCGCAGUAGUGAGCAACAUCCUCAUCUACAUCCUACUGGAUAGCUACUUGGACACUGGACACAUAGGAGACUGGUCAGUCACUCUCUACUUGGCUGGAAUCAUAUUCAUGUCUGUGGUUGGUAGAUUGUCUAGUGCUGCCAACUCCAUUGCAAUUGAGAAGGACUGGGUGGUGGUCAUUGCAAAUGCAGGACACUUCGCCCUCACAGACGUGAAUGCAACGAUGAGGCGUAUAGACAUGGUGACGAACAUAGUGGCGCCCAUAUUUGUGGGUUUUCUGAUGGAGGGAGCGGGCAGGAAGUUCACCGCCCUCUUCAUCGCAGUCUGGAAUGUGGUCUCCGCCCUGUUGGAGUACAGCAUACUUGUACAUGUCUACACUCUCGAACCAGCUCUCAGUGUUAAAGCCAAUUCUGCUGGCUCAAAUGAGAACGUGCAGAAGCUGCAGCAGGAGCCAGAGAAUGCCGAGAUGACGUCAUUGACUAACAACCAGGCUGCAAUAGCAGGUGCAGUGGGCGGUCACUCGAACCCGUUCGCCCAAAAUACGACUACUUCUUUUGUCAUUGAUACUAACCCUAACAGGCCCCAACAAAGCAGAGUAGGCGCCCAAAUCAGGGCUCUCCCUCUCAGCUCAGAGGGCGAUCAGUUUCAUGAUGAGCUCUAUGAGAACUCGGUUGCUCUGGGGGAGAGUCUUCUCCUUGAGAGAACGACCAGGCACGAUGUGUCUAACGUCGCUAUUAGAGAACGGGAGAACAUCGACAAUGGACCGUCCCAUCCUUUGAACAAGGGAUCUUCAUUUGGAAAAACCACAUGCAGCAAAUUCCUCUUCUUUUUUCUGACCUUUAGAGACGGAUUCAAAAUAUACAACUCAUACACAGUCAAAUAUGCGGGAUUCGCUCUGGCGCUUCUGUUUCUCACUGUCCUCAACUUCAACGCGGUCACAAAUGGCUACAUGCUUCUGCAGGGACUCUCAGAGGGAUAUCUCUCACUCACCAUGGCUGCAAGCUCAUGUAUGGGAGUGGUGGGCACAAUCAUCUUCCCCUUCCUCAAAAACAGACUGGGACUCAUCAGGACCACCAUGGUCGGCAGCAUCAUCCAGAUCACAUGUGUGUCCAUCUCAGUCGCCUCCUUCUUCCUCCCCGGAUCCACCUGGCACGUACUAUCCAGUGGCAAUAGUGGCACAGCUGCCGAACCACCAACUGAGACAGGGACCGGAAUCUUUAAUGGAAGUAAGAAUGCUACUACUGAGGGGAUUGAGGCUGGCAGUGAUGAUGACCACAACUACAUGUCUGUGAUUGUGUUUGCAAUCGGAAUCAUAUUCUCAAGGGCAGGACUGUGGACGUUUGACCUUGGCGUGACACAGAUGAUCCAGGAGUCGGUGGACACCUCGGAGUGUGGGCGCUUCAAUUCCUUCCAGAAGGCACUGCAGUCCUCCUUUGACCUAAUCUAUCUCACUCUAGUCAUUGCACUGCCCAGAAGCGACACUUAUGCAUGGCUCGGAUUCGUGUCCUACUCCGCCGUCAUUGCAGCUUUCUUCGUGCUGGUCUACUACCUCCGAUUCCACUCGCAUGCACACGACCGCAUUCCUCAAUCAUCAUCCAAUCAGAAUCAUCCCAGUAAAAAUAACCCGCGACCGCAUCCGCCUACUGUGUCCAGUGUGUCGAUGAUGGUCAACGAGAACUACUCGCCAAUCACCAAAAAAGAGGAGGACGCAUGAAGUUAAUGUUCUGCGGCCGAAAUCAUUUAAAAUUCAUUUAAAACAAGUUUAUUAUCCGGGUCUCAAACUUGCGCAUAUAAAUGAAAUCAAAUGAUACCAAAGCUGAAAGAGAUUUUCUUUCUCUAGGAUUUGGUGAAAGGUUUUCAACCCAAUAGGCAAUUCCGAUAAAAUACGAUAACGGUCAGUUAUAUCGUAAACUUGAGUCCUGGUUAUUGAUUUUAUCUAUAAAUUGUUUUAUAAGUAUCUAAGAAUGCGUCAGUUAGUUCGUUCAUACUUAUUAAUUGAGUUUUGAACUCCAUGAAAAGUCUGCCAUCAUAGUUUAGAGUUGCGAUUUAAAUCUUCUGAUAA